Procambarus clarkii (red swamp crayfish) is the source of this 5885-nucleotide messenger RNA. NCBI's taxonomy places the organism in Eukaryota, Metazoa, Arthropoda, Malacostraca, Decapoda, Cambaridae. The record is from RefSeq and is a predicted model, not a curated record.
CGCAGUGAUGGCUGGCGGGUAAGGGUUCCCUAACGUCCCCGACCUUCAGACCCGGCCCUCGACCCGGCCCUCGACCCGGCCCUCGACCCGGCCCUCGACCCGGCCCUCGACCCGGCCCUCGACCCGGCCCUCGACCCGGCCCUCGACCCGGCCCUCGACCCGGCCCUCGACCCGGCCCUGACCGUCCUCUGGUCUUGCCCCGCCUCGGCCCCUUGGCCUCGCACUGAGCUACACUCCUUCAGGCGGUGGUGUUGCCGAGGGCUUCGACCGGCCGACCCAUCGAGCAGUCAUGGCCGCUUCCAGGACGCCCGCCAUGGAGCAGGGCGAUGCCUACCACCGCUCAGGUCUCUACACCCACCACGAACUGCACAAGACCUUGCCCCACCUGCAGCAGCAGCAGCACCUGGAGAUGGCUGCCAGGCUCCCUAGCGCCCCUGUGGCACCCUCAGCGCCCGCCCCAGCGGCCAGGGCCUCGCGCAACGGCAGCACCUGCAGCACCGCCAGCAGCGUCGCCGGCGGCAGGACUCGACACAGCAGCAACCCCAGCCUCCGGGGCGGCGCCUCCAUCAGUCGCAACAACAGCACUGCCAGCACCCAGAGUCUGAGUGGUCAGCCGCGCGGGCUAGGCUUCGAUAAUGGCGCCCUACCUUCCCUCAAGGCCGAUGGAGGAGGGGUGAUGGAGGAUAGUCUACUGGAGGGCGGACCUUCCCUCAUGGAGACCUCCACCGCCACCACCUCCACCGUCGACUCCACAGCCGAGUUGGUCCACAGUAACCAUGGGUUAUCCUAUAACACAACUACCAGCGCAAAUACCCACUCCAACCCUGCCACCAUCACCACCAGCAGUUCCCCUCAGGUCGAUUCCAAUGAUUGUGGUCUUUUCUCCUUCAGACCGGCCUUUCUCCAGCGAUUAGCCAACAUAAAGAUCUUUGUUUUUUUGCUGUCUAUACUGGUGACUGUCCAGCAAGCUUUGGCAUCAGGGUACCUCAACUCCGUCAUCACCACCAUAGAAAAGAGAUACGAGAUCCCGUCCUCUCUCACUGGGGUUAUUUCUUCUAUGUAUGAGAUAGGAAAUGUUAUUACUGUCAUUUUUGUGUCGUAUUUAGGAUCCAAGAGACGAAUUCCAGUUUGGAUAGGAGUUGGUUGUUGUGUGAUGGGGGUCGGAUCUGUGCUGUUUGUAAUGCCCCAGCUUAUAGCUGACCGCUGGUCUAUUGAAUUGGAAACAAUCAACAACACAGACUCCAGCAAUAAUAUUUGUAGAAAUGCACGAGUGCGAGACGAUACCUCUGAACGUCUUUCUGAGUACGGCUUUGGCACCUUACCAGACCUGUCCAAAGGUGUGCCUCUGGGCUCUCACAACAGCAUCCAGUACGGCAAACCCGACAAUUGCAUCAAGGGAUCUCGCAGCAAUGUUAUGCCAGUGAUGUUCUUCAUGUUAGCUCAGCUCUUACUUGGUGCAGGAGGCUCGCCGUUAUUCACCCUCGGAACAACAUAUAUUGAUGACCAUGUGAAGAGGGAGAGCUCCUCAAUGUAUAUAGGCAUUAUCUACACCAUGGUGGCCUUUGGACCGGUGUUGGGAUUCUUGCUCGGAGCGUAUCUCAUAUCCUAUUAUGUGGACACACUCUUUGUUGAUACGUCAAUAAUGCAAGCAGAUCAUAAGCAUCCACGAUGGAUUGGGAUGUGGUGGGGUGGCUUCCUCCUCUGUGGCCUUCUCCUCAUAGUGAUCUCUAUUCCUUUCUUCAUGUUUCCCAAGACACUAAAGAAAGAAAAGGAGAAGGUGAGGAUGGAAGAGAAAACAAAAGAAUUUCAGAAGGGUCAUCGUCGCACAAAAUCGCAGACAUCAACAUGCUCGCGUCACUCAACACUCUCCACCAAGCGAGUAUAUGGCAAAGAUGUUCGAGAUAUUCCACUAUCAAUGCUGAAGCUUCUAGUGAACCCCAUCUAUGUCAUGACGUGCUUGGGAGCGUGUAUGGAGCUCAUGAUCGUCUCCGGCUUCAUCGUUUUCCUGCCAAAGUACCUGGAGACACAGUUCUUUCUUUCCAAUGUUCAGGCCUCUAUCUUUACUGGUGGGAUAGCUAUUCCUGGUGCUUGUAUCGGUAUCUUCCUGGGAGGCUACCUACUGAAACGGUUUAGCUUGCGCCCAAAAGGUGCCAUACAGAUGGUUAUGGUCUUCAACCUCAUUGGUCUAAGUUUUUACGGCCUCCUUUUUGUUCUUGGGUGUGAUAACGUGAAGAUGGCUGGCACUACAUCUCCGUACUUCAACACCUCAAUGGCACAUUCAGUAGCAAACAGUCCUGGUCGCUUGGAUAAUGGUGGAGCAUUCCAAGUUAACUUGACCGCAUGGUGCAAUACUGGGUGCUCGUGUUCCUCCGCACUUGUGGAACCUGUGUGUGGUAACAAUGGACUCACCUAUUUCUCCCCAUGUCAUGCUGGAUGCACAUCGUACUCUCCUCAGCAUAAAUUUGCAAAUUGCACGUGCAUACUUGGGGAAGGAAACCAUUCUUCACCCUUUCCUUCGGCAUCUUCCUCAUCGGUGACUGCUGGAGCGUUUUCUGAAGUGACGGUUGUCCCCGUAGCAACUGCUGGCCCCUGUUAUAUUCCCUGCAACACUAUCAUGCCUUUCAUGAUCCUCCUGUUCUUCAUGUGUACCGUUGUUGCUAUAAGUCAGAUGCCUCUUCUUAUGAUUGUGCUAAGGUCUGUGGAUGAGGAAGAGAGGUCCUUUGCCCUGGGUGUGCAGUUCGUGAUUUUCCGUCUCAUUGCAUACAUUCCGGCACCAAUCAUGUUUGGGUCCGUGAUCGACUCUACGUGUCUCCUCUGGAAGAGUUCGUGUGGAGAAAAGGGAGGACGCUGCCUCAUAUAUGACAUUGAACAGUUCAGAUUCAGGUAUGUGGGAAUCUGCACUGCCAUCAAGAUCAUCUCUGCAGCAAUAUUUGUAUUUGAUUGGCUCUUAAUUCGCUGGAAGUACAAGCUUGAUAUGGAAGGGACCAUGACAGUAGGAGAUAUUGUCAAUUCUCUCAUGUCCGUUGAUAAGGAUGUAGACGAACCUUUGGAUGAACUAGAGGAGAGUGUGUGGCUUCCUGAGCUUCAGGGAUCACGGCAAGUUCCACCUUCAGGUCCUUGUCAGGCUACCUCGGCCAAUGGUGUGACUUCUGCUAUAACUACGGCUCACCACCACCAUAGGCGGAAUGGAUCUUUAAUUAAUCGGCCACAAUUACCUUCUCAUGGCCCUGGUCACAAGAGAUCCCAGUCCGGGUCAUACAUUCCAUCUCGGCCAUGGGCAGGAUUGUACCAGCACAGACGCUCUCACUCCAGCUCAGGAUAUCAGCACAUCCCUGGCCCACCCGGGACUGCUCCGCCAGGAAUUCUUGCCACGCAGCCCGGUCACCAGCGUCGGGCAAGUUCUGGUCAGCAGGUUACUUUCCGUGGUUUGGCUGAAGACCCGAACGACUUAACGGGCGUCAGAGUUGUCGUUCAAGGCCACGCAAGUCUUGCCGACGACGAAGAUAUGGCAAUCAAAGUCUAGAAAAUAGUUUAAAAAUAUGUCGAUCAUACUUUUAUUUUGGAUUAGUGCUUUACAAGAACAUGUAUUGGUAAAUAAAUUCAAAUACCUAUUGAUACUAUGGUAUUUUAAGAUGACGUUAACAGUUGCUAUUAGAGAAGUUUCAAUGUCAGUCUGAGUAACGCUAAUUUCCCAACUUGUAAUUCUUUAAUGCUUCCAAGCAGUUGAGAUCAUUGUGACACUCGUGCUGAGCCUCGUUGAAGGGAUCUAUCUCCCAUGUUUUGUCAAUAGUUAUGACGGCUAUGGAAACUAGAAUAGUUUAUGGUUUUGUUGCUGGCUUACUAUCUGAAUAAUCCACGAGAUAAUUGCUUGCCAUGUUUAUAGUUAGAUUAAUGUAGACAAAAACAUAAAAUAAAAUUUUAGAGACAAUAACUCAAAUUAUAAUCGAAUCGUGCUUGCAUAGCCAAUAGAGAAAACGCAGAGUCAUUCACACGCAUUCUAGUUGACUUGCUGUACGAGCGUCUCAGAGGCGAUAGUUACGUUAUCUUCAUUCCAGGCUUCUGCUUGGAAAUACACCAGCAAGGUUGUUUUAUGUAUAUACAAAUAUCUAGUUUUCAUGUACAGCUAAAAACUAAGUGCCUAAAACUAGCAUGCCACUGGUACUAUUUCUGAAUAUUGUUGUGCUCAACUAAGCUUUAGUCAAAGUGGAUGUUGAGGGUGCUUGUGUUAGGUCAAGGAUCAUGCAUACGCAAGCAGCUCUGUCUAUUGUGAUUUUCCUUAUAAUACUGUAUUGGGUAUCUGGUGUGGAUACCAUAUUGAAAAAAAAAGUUUUUUCAUUUUUGUGUGUGAGCCAAAUGUUGGCUUAUGGUUCAGAAAUUACCAAUUGAUAUUUACAAAAAUUCCACAAAUAUUUUAGUUAAUUUUGUAUAGAAUUUGUAACAGCCUGACUGCAAAUUGUCAUAAGUACUGAACUGAUACAUGCAAGCACCAAUUACUUGCCUCUUGUCAACUUGUGUAUGAUAUUUUUAAUUAAAACCAAUAGAAUCGAGAGUUGUUCCAAAAGCACAGAACCUCAACCACAUACACUGGAAGGCACCGUGGUGGAAGGGCUGCAUCGUUGUUUGGAGUCUACAUAAUACCACUCUAGUUUAUUGGCCAUAAAUGUUGGAGUAUUACACCCACACAUCUGAAAAUAAACAAAUUCACAAUGUUUCUGUCCAUCCUGGACCAUUAUCAAGUAGUGGAAAACCUAUUUCUAUAUUUUUCCCUUACUCCCUUCUUCAAACCUCUUCCUAUAUUACUUGCCUCUUGAAUUUAUCUUGAGAUGAUUUCGGGGCUUUUAGUGUUCCCGCGGCUCGGUCCUCGACCAGGCCUCUACCCCCCAGGAAGCAGCCCGUGACAGCUGACUAACACCCAGGUACCUAUUUUACUGCUAGGUAACAGGGGCAUAGGGUGAAAGAAACUCUGCCCGUUGUUUCUUGCCGGCACCUGGGAUCAAACCCAGGAUCACAAGUCCAGCGUGCUGUCCGCUCAGCCGACCAGCUCCCACACGAAGAGUACCUCACUCUUAUUCUGCAACCUUCUCACCUAUUGUCUUGCUCUUACCUUAUAAACCAACUUUCUCUACCACUUUUUCCAUUAAUGACCUAAUAAUGGUCCAAAAUGGACUGAAACGUCAAUUUUUUAUUUUCAAAUGUGUGGGUUGGGCGCCUAAUUUUCAGCCACGUUAUUGUGACUUAUUAUCCGCAUUUGAGUAUUACAUCUGGUGGUUUAUGUAGAGCUGGUCUCUUGCAUUGAAACCCACAGUGCUACACGCCUCAAUUUCUCUUCCCUCUUAAUAAUGCCACUUUAGUGCAAAAUUCAAUUACCAAAUAAUAGUUCAAUAAAUGUUAAUGCCAAGGCUAUUAGUAAUAAUACAUAUGAAAGAUAGGUGGUAGGUACAGUAGUCUUAGUAUUUGCCUAGUUAUACUUGUUGAGGGGGGAGAGUGUCAACUUCAGUUCUCCACUUUCAUAUUAACAUCUCGGAACCAAAAUCUAUUAGCUGAACACAGUGCAUUUUGUUGAUAUAUGCUUUGGUUUCAUUUGACUCGCCUCCCUGUAAAUCUAGUUCAAUUUAAAAGUGUUUCUUUUAUUUUCAUACUAAUUUCUCCCCAAGUUACAACUCUGGUACUUUAACUUGAAGCAUUAAAUUUUAGAUUUUUGUUGUAAGCAUUUAUAGAGACCACUGAUACUAAGGUGUUGAGAUGGCUACUAGAGUAGGCAGGCAACAAAAAAAUAAACAAAAAAAUUAUAAAUAGGAAGAUUAUGUAUUACUGUUUCCAUAGUGGUGGAAAAGGUAAGAUAAUUGAGCAGGAAAAAAAAAAGGAUAUGCAUAUUUUCACAAGUC